UUAACUGUGGUUAGGGCCUUACCUUUGUGCUGCUGGUAAUAAUUUUGCAGUGAGUGAGGGCUGAGUAUAUGUUGCAGAAAAAGUUAGAAUCUUCUAAAAAGAUGUAUCAGUGUUUAAAUUUAUUGUUUAAACAGUAUUUACCCUUUAUUGAAUACUUACUGUGUUUUGGACAUUGUGUUUGGUAUGUUGCAUAUGCUAUUUCAUUAAUGUUAACCCUAGUUUUACAAACAAGCUGAGAUCCAGGGAGAGAAAGUAAUUUAAUUAGAGCUUUCCUGAUUUUAAGAAUCUGUGCUUUUAUGUCUGACAACAUGUCUGGCAAGUCAUGUAAAUAAGUUUUAUUGUGUAGACUAGGCAAAAUGUUAAGCCAUCUUUAAACCGUUUUCAACUAUUAUACUCUCAGUCUUUGUUAUAAUUUUGUAUUAUCUUAUUCAGUGGGGUUUAGGUAAUUAGAAAAUAUUAAGUUGUUGUAUUUCAAAAAUAGAACAGUGCCUCAGGGACUUUGGCAUUUUGAAUGUGCGCCCUCGUGGCACUGUGUUAAAAGCUUGGCUACUAACCAAAAGGUCAGCAGUUCGAAUCCCACCAGCCACUCCUUGGAAACCCUAUGGGGCAGUUCUACUCUGUCCUGUAUAGUGUCGCUAUGAGUUGGAAUCGAUUCGAUGGCAGUGGGUUUGGUUUUUGAUUUUGUGUAUAGUACUUGAUUUCAUACUUUAAAAUGGAAGAACUUGCAAGAGUUUAAGGUGUCAGUUACUACUAAUGUUAUGUUUAGCCGGGACUUCCUUCCAGCUUUUCUUUUUAAUAACUAAUGACUAAAUAAUAAGGUUUUACGUAUGAAUUUUCAAAAUACAAUAGCUUGUUUGUCACUUAAAAUUUGCCAAAGAUUUCUUGGGACACCAAAAAUGCAAAACAUAAAAAAAUUUUGAUAAAUUGGGCUUCAAUCAAAAUAAAAAACUUCUCCUCUUCAAAAAACAUAUUAAGAAAAUGAAAACAGAAGCCAAAGACUGGGAGAAAAUAUUUUCUAAACACUUACCUGAUAAAGUAUUUGAUUCCAAAACACUAAAAAGCCAACCCAACUUUAAAAAAAAUAACAGAGCAAAAGAUUUGAAUACCAAACAUAUGGAUGACAAAUAACCACAUGAAAAGAUGCUCAACAUCAUUUGUCAUUAGAAAAAUGCAAAUUAGGAACACAAUAAAAUACCACCACGCAUCCACUAGAAUGCCAGAAAUUUAAAGACUGUGACCAGGAUGUUGAGCAACUGGAAAUCUCAUGCAUUGUUAAUGGGAAUGCAGAAAGAUACAGUCACUUUGGCAAACAUUUCAACACACACUUAACAUACAACCUAGCAAUCCCACUUCUAGGUAUUUAUCCAGGAGAAAUGAAAACAUGUAUAUUCACAAAGAUUUGUACUCAAAAUAUUAUUCAGCCUUAAAGAGAAAGGAUGUUCUGAUACAUGCUACAACAUGGAUGAACCUUGAAAACAUUAUGCUGAGUGAAAUAAGUCAGACACAAAAGGACAAAUAUUGUAUGAUCCUGUUAUAUUAAAUAUUUAGAAUAGGUAAAUGCAUAGAUCAUUGGAUUUUUGUUUUUUUGUGAGGAGGUUGUUUGAUGCCUUACUUGGUAGAGUAUUCCUUAUUAAGUAUUAGAGAAAAUAAAGUUUAGAGUAUGGAUUGGAGAUUUGAGGCUCGAAGCUCCCUGAUCCACUUCCUGUAUGUGGUAGAUUGGUUAAUGGCCCCACAAGAUGUCCACAUCCUAAUCCACAGAAUCUGCUAAUGUUACUUUAUAUGGAAAAAAGGACUUUGCAGAUAUGGUUAAAUUAAGGAUUUUGAGAUAGGGAGAUUAUCCUGGAUUAUCUGGUGAGCCCUAAAUAUAAUCACAAAUUUCCUUAUGAGAGAGAAAGUGAAAAGACAAUUUGACUACAGUAGAGGAGAAGGCAAUAUGACCAGGAAGCAGAGGUUGUUCGUGGUGUGGCUGGGAUCCAAGGACUGCAUUGAUCUCUGGAAGUGGAGGAGGCAAGGUUUUCUUCUGAAACCGCCAGAAGGAACCAACCCUGUUAGCACCUUGAUUUUAGCUCCUUAAGACUCCUUUUGGACUUCUGGCCUCCAGAAAUGUAAGAAAAUAAAUUUGUGUUGUGCUUAUCUGUUACAGCAGCAUCAGUGAAAUAAUACACUGUGGUGCACGUUAACUAAAAAUAUGAAGGCAGGGACCUAGGACUGUGGAAUUCAACUCCGUAUCCCCAGCACCUAGAACAGUGCUUUAUGUAAUGAGAUCUUCUUCAUCCUUUGGUGAAAACUCUGCAACAAAAAAUGGCUGCAAACAAGCCCAAGGGUCAGAAUUCUUUGGCCUUACACAAAGUCAUCAUGGUGGGCAGUGGUGGUGUGGGGAAGUCCGCUCUGACUCUGCAGUUCAUGUAUGAUGAGUUUGUGGAGGACUAUGAGCCUACCAAAGCAGACAGCUAUCGGAAGAAGGUAGUGCUGGAUGGGGAGGAGGUCCAGAUCGAUAUCUUAGAUACUGCUGGGCAGGAGGACUAUGCUGCAAUUAGAGACAACUACUUCCGAAGUGGGGAGGGUUUCCUCUGUGUCUUCUCUAUUACAGAAAUGGAAUCCUUUGCAGCAACAGCUGACUUCAGGGAGCAGAUUUUAAGAGUAAAAGAAGAUGAGAAUGUUCCAUUCCUGCUGGUUGGCAACAAAUCAGAUUUAGAAGAUAAAAGGCAGGUUUCGGUAGAAGAGGCAAAAAACAGAGCUGAUCAAUGGAAUGUUAACUAUGUGGAAACAUCUGCUAAAACUCGAGCUAAUGUUGACAAGGUAUUUUUUGACUUAAUGAGGGAAAUUCGAGCCAGAAAGAUGGAAGACAGCAAAGAAAAGAAUGGAAAAAAGAAGAGGAAAAGCUUAGCCAAGAGAAUCAGAGAAAGAUGCUGCAUUUUAUAAUCAAAGCCCAAACUCCUUUCUUAUCUUGACCAUACUAAUAAAUAUAAUUUAUAAGCAUUGCCAUUGAAGGCUCAAUUGACUGAAAUUACUUUAACAUUUUGGAAAUUGUUAUGUAUCACUAAAAGCAUGAAUUGGAACUGCACUGAAAGUCAAACUCACUUAAAAAAGAAAUUAGUGUGGCUUCACCAGGAAGCAAAAGUUCAACCUAUUUCAUAAUUGCCUACAUUUAUCACGGUCCUGAAUGUAGUGUGUGAGCUUGUGUUUCGAGGGCAGUCUUUCUUGAACUGUAAAAUAGAGGUGAGAUGGGGGUGGGGAAUGGGAGGAAAGGCUACUUCCUCUGGCUUAUUAUAAAUCUUAAAUUUUAUAUCAUUUUAAAAUGUCUUGGUCUUCUACUGCCUUGAAAAAUGACAAUUGUGAACAUGAUAGUUAAACUGUACCACUUUUUUUUUAACCAUUGUUAUGCAAAAUAUAGAAGAAAAAGUGAUUGGCAUGGUUGUUGGAUAUUGUUAAACUGAGAGUAAUUCAUCUGUGAACCUGCAUUAAUUGCCUGGUGAUUGAGUUAGAAAAGUGGUGUAAACUUGUACAUGAGAAUUUUUGAAUAUGCCUUAAUUUAAAAAUGAAAAGUACCCGGUUACAUUAUUCUGGGUGUGUCCUCCCUGGCUCCAUGGGCCUGUUACCCCAUGUGUCCUGGUGAGAGAAUACAUGCCUGCUAUCGAGUACAGCUUUUGUAUGGAAGAUUCUUGAGAAAUAACUAUCUGCUAGGAGUCUGUCCAAAUUGAAAAUGUGUGCCAUACUCUGGUUCUUAAAAAUCAGGUUCCAGAGCUCCUUGAUUGCUUUUAAUAAACUGUAAGGUAGUUUAAAAUGAAGGGCCAGCAGAAACUUGUAAGAUGAUUUUAGACUGUACAAGGAGUCAGCACCAGUUAUGCUUCAGUGAACCCUUUAAGCUGCUGGUCCCUGGAAAUCCCUUUCUGCAAGUGGUGAGCAUGGAGGUGUUGGAAGUUUUUAAUUUCCUUGGAGGAGGGCACAGGAAAAACAUCCGUAGUGCUCUAAUGCAUUUGGUACUAGGAUAUUUUGGGAAAAUAUUCAUGCUUGCCACCCUUAAUUUCUAAAUUUAUACUCAUGAGGUAACAGUUUGACAGUAUGGGAGUUAUUAGAGGUAUUUGUAGUUUGUGUUCAUAAUGAAGAACACUAGCUACAUUUUCCUAAAGUUAACAUCAAGUCAAACCCAUAUAUAAGUUUGAAAACUUGUUUGGUGUACAGACCAAACAUUAGACCUGUGUGCUCUGUCACCAUUGUGUGGCGUUUUCUCCCACUGGAAGAAUUCUAGCACAUUAUUUGGUAACAUAAUUUCAUUGGGAAAUAUGCCGCUGUCAGAUUUUCUUUCCUCUUUGGAAUAGGGCUAGGACAGUUAAUUCAACAAAGUUUAUCCUUUUUUUUCAGUCCUAAUUUCAACAGGUCAAGGAUGUGCUUAGGCAUUCCAGGUAACAGGUUGUAUGUAAAGUUAACAGAAAUAGGCAUUUUAGGAACUCAACUCUUUAGAUAUUACAUCUGGCUUGUCAUGUUAAAUAUUUGUCCUUCAAGGAUUUGAGAUGUACAGCUUUCAUAUUUUUCAUAGGCUAUGCCACGUGCAGAAUUAAAGUUACCCGUGUAACGCUGGCCCAGUGGGGGCCCGUCAAUCUCAAUGUGUACUCAUUGCAGUCUUAUUUAACCAGGGGUCCUAACCACUAACAUUGUGACUUUGCUUUGAGACCUUUCCUCUCCUGGGUACUGAGGUGCUAUGAAGCCAACUGACAAAGAUGCAUCACAUGUCUUAGGCUGAUGCCACUACCCGAUUGGUUUAUUUGCAAUUUGAGCCAUUUAAAGACCAAUAAACUUCCUUUUUU
Trichechus manatus latirostris (Florida manatee) is the source of this 4805-nucleotide messenger RNA. RefSeq names its product RAS like proto-oncogene A (gene RALA). NCBI's taxonomy places the organism in Eukaryota, Metazoa, Chordata, Mammalia, Sirenia, Trichechidae. Gene Ontology annotation, biological process: regulation of exocytosis; Ras protein signal transduction. Gene Ontology annotation, molecular function: GTP binding; GTPase activity; GDP binding. The record is from RefSeq and is a predicted model, not a curated record. Gene Ontology annotation, cellular component: plasma membrane. The coding region runs from base 2302 to 2922 and encodes 206 amino acids. The transcript is spliced from 5 exons.